AGAGAGAGAGAAAUAAAAACAAAAAGGCAUGGGGGAAAAUGCUUGGAAAUUGGAAUCACGUUUUGUGAAAAGUGUAUACGCAAGAAAGGUAUGGCUACGUUUUUAGGGCAGUGAAGUGGAGACAAACACCGCCAGCUGCGAGGACCACACCGGUAACAGGUUCUUUAAGGCUAAAUCUAUUUUUGUGGUUUGCUGAUACGUUGUGUUGUUAUGCAAUAUGGAAUCUCGAUUAGUUGAUGGAAAUGGUGGGAUGGAUGUUUCUGGGGAUGUGGGUUUGAGUACAUAUGAAGUUCAGAUACAUCAAGAAACAUAUGAAGUGGAUCCAAAUGAGGGGUGUAGAGUACUAGAGAGUUCUUCUGGGGGAGAGUUGGGUAUCUGUGGUGAUCAUGCUACUCAGGAGCCAUAUGAAGGCAUGGAAUUUGAAUCUGAGGAUGCUGCUAAGAUAUUCUAUGAUGAAUAUGCCCGACAUUUAGGAUUUGUCAUGCGUGUGAUGUCUUGUCGACGCUCAGAAAGGGAUGGUAGGAUUCUUGCCCGCAGGCUUGGAUGUAAUAAAGAGGGUUAUUGUGUCAGUAUCCGAGGGAAAUUUACAUCAGUUCGUAAACCUAGGGCCAGCACAAGGGAAGGUUGUAAGGCAAUGAUUCAUAUCAAAUAUGAUAAGUCUGGAAAAUGGGUGAUAACAAAAUUUGUGAAGGAGCAUAAUCAUCCACUAGUAAUCUCUCCACGUGAAGCACGUCAAACAAUGGAUGAGAAGGAUAAGAAAAUACAGGAAUUAACAGCAGAGCUUCGACUUAAAAAGCGGUUGUGUGCAACAUAUCAAGAACAGUUAACUUCUUUUAUGAAAAUCGUUGAAGAGCACAGUGAGAAGCUGUCUGUGAAAAUUCACCACGUAGUUAAUAAUCUUAAAGAAUUUGAAUCCAUAGAAGAGGUCUUGCACCAGACGUAGCCGUGCAUAAUCUCUAAUUUAGUGCAUACUUUGGUAACGCUAGCCUUUCCUUUUUAUGGUGAACUGGUAAGGUUUGCCUUGCCACAAAGAGAAGGCCACCAUAUAUGUAAACUGUGAAGUUUUAUAGCUUGUCAGAGUGCUUUAACAGCUAAAAGAGGUUUUGUGACAUUUUGCCACCGACACAGAAACUAGUUUCAUCCCUUUAAGUCUCAGGGUAUGAGGUAAUCUUGUAUCAUUUUUGUACCCCCCCCAAUCUUACAAAAGAAAAUGUAAACAAUAAUAUUGUCACUUGCUUAGUCAUAAAAUAUUAUUGUUUUUAGGACAAAUGUGCUGGAAUGCUAUAUCACAUGAGAAUAUACUGUCAUGUAAUCCAUUGUAACCCACUUUCCUUUGUAAAUACUUGUCAAUAUUUUGGGAUUUUAAAAAAAAAAAUAAACUUAUGUAGUUUAUUGUUUCACAAAACUGGAUGGUGGCAUUGAUUUGA
This is a messenger RNA of Cajanus cajan (pigeon pea), 1427 nucleotides long. RefSeq names its product protein FAR1-RELATED SEQUENCE 5. Lineage: Eukaryota; Viridiplantae; Streptophyta; Magnoliopsida; Fabales; Fabaceae. The record is from RefSeq and is a predicted model, not a curated record.